Molecule: messenger RNA, 829 nt
Organism: Salvia hispanica
Lineage: Eukaryota; Viridiplantae; Streptophyta; Magnoliopsida; Lamiales; Lamiaceae
Product: kirola-like
Biological process (GO): defense response
Source: RefSeq, a predicted model, not a curated record
GGGUAGCUCUAUCUACCAUUCUCUCCACUCUUUUGCUUAUAUACAUUAAAUAUUAUAGUGAAAAUGGGGUUGCAUGGAAAAUUGGUUGCAGCAAUAGAAUUCAAAGCUGGUGGAGAUGUCUUCCAUGAACUUUUCAAGCACAAACCAGAGCAUCUUUCCAAAGCUAGCCCUAUUAGGGUCCAAGGCUGUGAUCUCAUCCAGGGGCAAUUUGGUCAAGUUGGUGCCAUCAUCUGCUGGAGGUACACCCACGAAGGGAAAGAGAAGAAGGCGAAGCAAGUAAUUCGGGUGAUGGAUGAAGAGAAGAAGCUGAUUGAAUAUGAGAUGUUGGAGGGAUCCGACUUGUUGGAACUCUACAAAACAUUCGACAUAACCAUCCACGUCGAGACCAAGGGCGACAUCGACUUGGUGACGUGGACGUUGGAGUACGAGAUGCGCAAUGAUGAUGUGGAGCAUCCGAUGUCGAUGCUCUCGUACUUCAUCGACAUCACCAAAGACAUCGAAGAUCAUCACUUUGGCAAGCCAUGAGUGAUCCUUUCACUCUAGCUUGUUAAUUGUAUUUUCUAGUGUUGAAUAAUGUGUGAUUUAUAAUAAUGAAUAAGCCAUUGUGUUAAGAUGGGUGUUUAUUCCACCAAGAGGGGAGAAUUAAAGAGUGAGGAAAGAGAGGGAAAUGUGGUGGUGCUUUGUCUUCACAAGGUACUAUAGAUGGAAGAUGUAUGCCCUUCCAUUUGAUUGUGUGUGUUUUUUUAAGGUUAAUGCUCUUUAUGCUCUUGUGUAAUAUAAGGUGUGGUUGUUCUAUUAUUUGUAUGAUACUAUAACUUAUCUUUAUGUA